This is a messenger RNA of Cornus florida, 1872 nucleotides long. Its product is annotated as protein GAMETE CELL DEFECTIVE 1, mitochondrial-like. The transcript has 5 exons. Lineage: Eukaryota; Viridiplantae; Streptophyta; Magnoliopsida; Cornales; Cornaceae. The record is from RefSeq and is a predicted model, not a curated record. Bases 450 to 1550 code for a protein of 366 amino acids.
GUAGAGGGUACAAAACCCUGAAACUAGAAAGAAGUCACUGUUCUUCAUCCAUACAUAUAGCUCUACUCAGAAUAGCACAGAACUGAGUCGACUCAAAUGAAUUGAUUUUUAGGGUUUUAGAGGUUCUUCCAUUCUCAGUUCGAUCGAGUCAGAAGAAGUAUAGAGUUUUCUGAUUUCAAGCGCUAGGAUGAUCUAACUCAGCAUCUACAAAGGUUUCUGCAAAUCAAUUCGACACACACUCAAUACAAAAUACCUUCAAUUUCAUCCUCAAAGUAUGCAUUCUCUCUCUUGCGUGAAUCAAAGCAACGGUGUUAUGGUUUAAUGGUUGUUUGGUUGCUGAGAAAUAUUUGGAGCAGACAAGGAAAUGAAACCUUCAGUCCCUAAUUUUCAAGCGUUUCGAUUCUCAAAUUAAAAGCCUUGAGACAUAGUGUUAGUACGGAGGUUCAACAAUGCAAAUUCUGCAGCAUAUCAUUUCCAAAAUCUCUGCUACUCCAAGCGCCAAGACAGUGAGAAAUGUGGUAAAGGGAUUGGAUCUGAAGAUACUUUUGCCGAGGGCCCGAGUCUUUUCAAGCAAUUCUGGCAGUGGUGGAAAUGACGAAGGUGAUUGGGGGGAAACAUUUGGUGGAAGUGGAACUACUGGUUCUGAUGAUUUGGGUUGGGAUGUUGCAUCAUCUUGGUCUACUGGACUGACCAAGGAUCAUUUUGACGGAGAGAUGGUUGGCCAACAGGUUAAUUCAUCUGGUCCUGGAGAUAAUACGGCGAGGUCUCAGUUUGGUUCUGCAAGAUGGACUUCUGAGGAGAUGGAUAAAUUGAAGGAAUUGGAGGAAGAGAACCGCAAAGGCAAGGCGUUUGUAGAUGGAUGGGACGAGAGGAUGCAGGAAAUGAGCAUAUUGUUGAAGCAGGUGCGAGAGCCUGGAGCAAGAGGCACAUAUUUGAAGGACUCUGAGAAGGCUGAGAUGUACAGGCUUCACAAGGAAAACCCAGAAGUAAAUACAGUUGAGAAGUUAGCAAAAGAUUAUAGGAUUAUGAGGCAGAGGGUGCAUGCGAUUUUGUGGCUGAAAGAACUUGAAGAAGAAGAAGAGAAAAAGCUUGGACACCCUCUGGAUGAUUCUGUGGAGCUGUUGCUAGACACUUGCCCCGAAUUUUUUAUUUCCCACGACAGGGAAUUUCAUAUUGCCUCUCUGCCGUACAAGCCAGACUUCAAGGUCAUGCCCGAGGGUUGGGAUGGCACCCCACGUGACCGAGACGAGGUGCACUAUGAGAUCUCUAUGAAGGAAGAUGAGAUGUUAUAUCAGGAGUUCGUGCAAAAGAUGAACUUUAACAAAAUGAAGAUGGCAGGGAAAGUCAAAGUUCACAAAUAUAGUAGGAGGCGCCCUUCUGAUGGAUGGAAUUUCACGGUCGAGAAAUUGGGGCCGCGUGGUAAGCGUGGAAGUGGUGGCGGAUGGAAAUUUAUUAGUAUGCCGGAUGGGUCUAGUCGGCCCCUUAAUGAUAUGGAGAAGAUGUAUGUGAGGAGAGAGACUCCUCGGCGUCGGCGCAAAAUUCUCCCAUGAUACUCAGGAGAGAAAGGCAUCAUGUUUUAAUUAUCUUAGUUCCUCAAAGGUCUUUUCAAUCUGGUAACGUUUAUUUCAUUGUUCGAGUUAUUAGACACUACUCUGAUCUACAGUCCCUUGGUUCUUUCUGAUUGUGCCAGUAGCUUUAUAAGUAUCUUGUGUUUUUGGAUUCCAUUACUUUUGUAGAUUCAUAAGUUCAGUUAGCUGAAAUGCCUAACUGGAGGCGAAACAUAAUUGUACCUUAUUGGCCCCCUAGUGUGACUUCUGGUGUUGGGUCUGACACCGGAUGGCUGUGAAAUCAAUUAUGUUGAUUUUGGUCGAA